CCGUGCCCCCUCCAUCUCCGGGGGUAGCCGGCCAUUAGUCGCUACUUCCGGGUUGCGACGCCGUUGGAGGUUCCCGAGAGCGCCUUGCUUUCUUCUUCGCCGCCGCAGAGGAAGAAGAAAAAGAGGAGGAGGAGGAGGACUCGGCGGCGGCGCCGGACUAGAAACACUAAAAGAAUUAUUUAGCCUACAUGUGCUUCUGUAUUUGGUGGAAGAAUGACAGAUGAUAAAGAUGUACUUAGAGAUGUGUGGUUUGGGCGUAUACCCACCUGUUUUACAUUAUAUCAGGAUGAGAUUACUGAAAGGGAAGCUGAACCUUACUAUCUGCUUUUACCAAGAAUAAGCUACCUAACACUUGUGACAGACAAGGUGAAAAAACAUUUUCAGAAGGUUAUGAGACAAGAGGACAUUGGGGAAAUAUGGUUUGAAAAUGAGGGAACAGCACUGAAAUGGCAUCAUCCAAUUGGUUUGCUUUUUGACCUUCAUGCAUCAAAUACAGCCCUUCCCUGGAACAUCACAGUACAUUUCAAGAACUUUCCUGAAAAAGAUCUUUUACAUUGUCCCUCUAAGGAUGUAAUUGAAGCCCAUUUCAUGGCUUGUAUAAAAGAAGCAGACGCUUUGAAGCAUAAGAGUCAAGUAAUCAAUGAAAUGCAAAAAAAGGAUCAUAAGCAACUUUGGAUGGGAUUACAAAAUGACAAGUUUGACCAGUUUUGGGCCAUAAAUCGAAAACUCAUGGAAUACCCUCCAGAAGAAAAUGGGUUUCGCUACAUCCCAUUUAGAAUAUAUCAGGCAACGAGUGAGCGACCUUUUAUACAGAAGUUGUUUCGUCCUGUUGCUGCAGAUGGGCAGCCGCAUACACUGGGGGAUCUCCUCAAAGAUGUUUGCCCUACUGCCAUCAACUCAGAAGAUGGUGAAAAGAAAACUCAAGUGGUGAUUCAUGGGAUAGAACCAAUGUUGGAGACACCGAUACAGUGGCUAAGUGAACAUAUGAGUUAUCCUGAUAAUUUUCUUCACAUCAGUAUUAUUCCCCAACCUGCAGAUUGAAGUGUCAGUUUGUAUUUAUUUUGGUCAGCCUUUGAUUGGAACACAACAUCAGUUUGCUUGGUGAGGACGACCUGACCAGAAAUCGUUGCUGCUACAAGCCAAACAGGAAGAAAGAUCCUUCAUGUGAUAAAGAGCAGUUAGGCUGGCCUCAGUUUGUAUCAGCCAUGUUUUCCCACUGCUCUCAUUAACUUCAAAUAUGACAUGAGAAACUUUAUGAGGCUGCUCCCAGUCUUUUGUUUUCUAGGUACAAUAAGAAGCUGAGAGCAUGGACGCUGAGUGGAAGUAUGUGCCACUUUGUAUUUCUUAUUAAUCAAUAAACAGGGAUAUUUUCUAAA
Molecule: messenger RNA, 1376 nt
Organism: Sceloporus undulatus (fence lizard)
Lineage: Eukaryota; Metazoa; Chordata; Lepidosauria; Squamata; Phrynosomatidae
Gene: ATG5
Product: autophagy related 5
Exons: 8
Coding region: 214-1041 (275 amino acids)
Biological process (GO): autophagy of mitochondrion; autophagosome assembly; C-terminal protein lipidation
Cellular component (GO): Atg12-Atg5-Atg16 complex; phagophore assembly site membrane; cytoplasm
Source: RefSeq, a predicted model, not a curated record